GGUCCUGGGAGGUAUGAGAGACCCACUUGACGCCGACGGAAGUGUUUACACCCACAGAUAACAGUCCUAGCUGGUCACCCUCUGCACCUGGGGUUAUAUUAUUCUAAAAUGACGGGUCGGUUACCUCCAUGUAUCGUAGAUGUUGGCACUGGGUACACCAAACUUGGGUUUGCCGGGAAUCAUGAACCCCAAAUGAUCAUUCCCUCUGCUGUUGCAAUUAAGGAGACGGCCAAGGUGGGGGAACAAUCACAGCGGAGACUAUGUAAAGGAGUUGAGGAUUUGGACUUCUUUAUUGGUGAUGAGGCCAUGGAUGCCACAGGCUAUGCCAUUAAGUAUCCAGUGAGGCACGGUAUUGUUGAAGACUGGGACCUGAUGGAGAAGUUCAUGGAGCAGUGUAUAUUCAAGUAUCUCCGAGCUGAGCCGGAGGAUCACUAUUUCCUGUUGACAGAACCCCCUCUCAAUACGCCUGAGAAUCGCGAGUACACAGCAGAAAUUAUGUUUGAGUCAUUCAAUGUGCCUGGGUUGUACAUUGCGGUGCAGGCAGUGCUCUCCCUGGCAGCGUCCUGGGCAUCUCGUCAAGCUCCAGAGCGGUCGUUGACAGGAACAGUCAUUGACUCUGGGGACGGUGUUACACACGUCAUACCAGUGGCUGACGGGUAUGUUAUUGGGAGCUGUAUUAAGCACAUUCCCAUUGCUGGCCGAGACAUCACCUACUUUGUCCAGAGCUUGUUGAGGGAGAGGGAACACAAUAUCCCACCUCAGAUGAGUAUGGAGACAGCCAAAGCUGUUAAGGAGAAGUUCAGUUACAUAUGUCCUGAUAUUGCUAAAGAGUUCAACAAGUAUGACAGUGACCAGUCCAAGUGGAUUAAAAGGUAUGAAGGCAAGAACCCUGUCACCAACCAGACCUUCGAUAUUGAUAUUGGCUAUGAACGCUUCCUAGGACCUGAAAUCUUCUUCCACCCAGAGUUUUCAAACCCUGACUUCACUGUUCCAAUUAGUGAAGUUGUAGACAAUGUGAUCCAGAAUUGUCCCAUUGAUGUGCGCCGUCCUCUUUACAAGAAUAUUGUUCUUUCUGGUGGAUCUACUAUGUUUAAGGACUUUGACCGUCGUCUGCAGAGGGACGUAAAGCGAAUUGUUGAUGCUAGACUGCGUAUCACAGAACAACUCAGUGGUGGUCGUAUUAAGCCCAAACCCAUUGAUGUUAAUGUUAUCGCCCACAAGAUGCAGCGUUAUGCUGUAUGGUUUGGUGGCUCUAUGUUAGCAUCAACUCCUGACUUCUACCAGGUCUGCCACACGAAGGCCGAGUAUGAGGAAAAGGGCCCGAGCAUCUGUCGACACAACCCAGUUUUUGGUGCCAUGGCAUAAUCACAGACCAAUGUGAUUCUAUGUUUAUUCCAAGAUAUCAGGAGUGUAUUUUAAAAUGGAACACUCGCGAUAAACCUCUGCUCGGAAAUGACUCUUUGUUUAUCCUAAGGGGGGUAGGGAGUGUUCAUCGAAAUGGAUCACUUGGGGGGGUAAUCUCGCCUUGCUGUUGACAUGUUAUAAAUGUGUGAGCAUACGUAUGUUUGUUGGGGUGAAUGCAGAAGUAUGUGCCAAUGUAGUGAAGUGCGUUUAUCCUAGAGUAAUUCUUUGUAUUUCCAUGUAUUUAAACAAUAGCCUCUCUCGGUGCACCCAAAGAAUAUUAUUUUCUUACACACCACAUGCCUUGUAUGCUUUAUUUGAAAUGGUAAUGAACAUUGAUUCAUUUUUUAGUUUUUUUUUUUCCUGUUGGGAUGUGAUGUGUCUUUUGUGUAAUUAGAAUCAUAUGGUGUCAUAAUUUAGAAGUUCUGUGAAUAGAAGAGAUAUGUAUGGACCUUGAUGCAAUAGUUUGGUUUAGGAUACAGGUCAAAUGGGCCCUUGUGGUGAUAGGCCAAAUCUGACCUUUAGCACUGGGCCCCAUUGGACAUGUCACAUUUAAUUUGUAUUAUUAUCUGUAAUUUAUGAUAUCUUAUGAAUUACUACACAAAAAAGAGAGUAUUGAGGCUAUACUUAAAUACUGAACUGUUAUUCCAUAUUUUGGAGAGAUGCAAUUUAUAAGUGUGACUAUUCCUGACUUAUUAGUGGACUAAAUUCAAAAAGUUUCUUGAAACACUGUAUAGUACUGUAAUAAUGAUAAUGGAGUACUGUAUCCUCCAUGGAAAGUUUUGAUUUGGUUAUUGAAUUCCUUAUCUGUAAUUAAGUUCAGGUUGUUUUAAAUCCGUAUGAGUGGUUCAGUUGCCAACUUUAGUUUUCAUUAAAUGUGGAAAGAUUAGGUUUGUGGUGAGAGAUACAGUAGAGGUUGGGAGAAAUGGAAAGCAACUUGAACUUAACCUAAAUCUCAUGUUGGUCUUUAUAUGAGGAAACGUUGAUUGAUUCCAUGGUUUUGUUGUUUAACUUCAAGACCAAAUAUGUAUUCCUAUGUGUGUGUAUUCAGAGGUCAAUGCUUGGAUGCUGUUAGGUCUUUGGACAAUACCAGUGGCAAACAGUUUUGACAUUCCGAGAUAAUGUACUGAGUUAUACCCCACGAAGCUAUCAUUUGACUAUUGAUUUAGUAUUUUUGGUCAUACAGGGUACAGUAUUAAAUUGUCAUGUCCCGAGUUUUCUCAUUUGAGUUUAAACUCCAUAAAUUUUGUACUAUCAACAUACUUGGUGCUCUAGUUCCUUGUAUUUGUAAAUGUGGUAUAACAGUCACGACUGCACAGUAAUGCCGGCAAACCACAUCUGCGUCAUGUAUAGAUAGCUUAAACGACCUUAAUAUUUACAUUAUAUUCAAACAAAUAUAUUACCCUCCCAAUGUUCUUUUAAAAACUUUGUUCUAAAGUCUUCAAGAGAAUAAUUUACAGAUGAAAUAUGGACAACUUCCCAGGCCAUGGUUUACACUGCUGGGUGUCAGUAAAUGUAGGGAAGUUUUAGUCAGUUUUGUUAGGAGUAGAUUCUCAGGGUGACUAGUCAAGUAGACCCCAUCCUAAAUUAAUCUACCUUGAUCUAACUAUUUAGGUUGGGACUUCGUCAUAAUGGGUGCCAAUUUUAAUGGUUAGGUUAGGGCUUAAUAGAACAGGAAGCCCAUUUGACCUACAAAUUACUGUAUUACUAAUUAUUAAAAAUUAACUCCCUGCAGUUUAUAUCAUAGCCUGAACUCACAACAUGAAUAAUUUUGCUUUUCUCAACCUUUGUCUGGUAAUUUGUUGACACACUUUCUUCUUAUGUCCCUCACCUAUUCUAUAUUGAUUGUGAUCUUAUUUCCAAAUGUUUUAAUGUUGCUGUGAUUUUAUAAUUUGUAUUUACCUGUUUAAAUAAAAAAUACAAAUA
Molecule: messenger RNA, 3327 nt
Organism: Homarus americanus (American lobster)
Lineage: Eukaryota; Metazoa; Arthropoda; Malacostraca; Decapoda; Nephropidae
Gene: Arp3
Product: actin-related protein 3-like
Exons: 9
Coding region: 109-1365 (418 amino acids)
Biological process (GO): Arp2/3 complex-mediated actin nucleation
Cellular component (GO): actin cortical patch; Arp2/3 protein complex
Molecular function (GO): actin filament binding
Source: RefSeq, a predicted model, not a curated record